GUAUUUUUCUGCAUAGUUUUAGAAUAUCUCAUUUAGAAAAUACACAUAAAACGCCAAUGGAAGAUAUUAUUAAAGAAGCUGAUAAGUUAGUUGCACAAGGUCAAUUUCACAAAGUUUAUCAUUAUCUCAAAGCUUCAUUGAAAAAUUACGAUGAUGUUGAAUUAUUAUGGAGAUUCGCUCAAGCAUGUUAUCUUUGUGUUUAUUAUGUCACAAAUAAACCAAGUAAAGCAUUCUGUGAAACAUAUUUCUCAGAGGGGAUGAAUGCAGCUAAAAAGGCUAUGGAGAAAAACCCUAAUCAUGCUAAUUCCUUAACGUGGUAUGGUAUCUUAUGGGAUGAACACAGUAAUUUGCAAGGUUUCUCAGAAAGAUUCAAGAAUGUCUCACAGUUAUAUGACAUAUGGAUUAAAUCACAAAAACUUGAUCCGAAUAACUUUUUAACUGAGGGUAGUUUAGGCAUAUGGUAUUUUAUUAUGACAGAUGUAUACACUACAAAACCAGAACUUUUUAAAGGUACAAAGUAUACUGGGAAGGAAUUCUCUUAUGAAUUGGCAUUAAAACAUAUGCUGAAAUGUGAAGAAUGUAAGUAGAGUAUAGAUAUGCGCACAUAAAAAAUGUUUAUAAUCUUUUCGAUAAAUGAAUAACACAAAUUCUCAUUGAUUUCAUUCUUUUUUAAAUUAAAACAUGGAGUGGCUCCUAUGAGAUCUGUAAUAACACUGGCACAUUUGGCUAAAUGUUAUGCACGACUAGGAGAAAAAGACAAAGCGAAAGAUUAUGCUCUUAAAGUACUUAAUUAUCCUGCACAUCAUGUCGAAGCCGAUGAGGCUAGGAAAGAAGUUGAGGAAUUAUUUCAAACACUUAAAUGAUUACAUUGAUAAUGAUAGUAACUACUGUACUAUAAUGAGGAACGAAUUAUAUUCCAUCACAUUAAAAUUAAUGAAGCGAUUACUAGUACUAACGUAUCAUAGUGUUUCAUGUAUAUGAACAUUCUACAAAUAUAUGUGAUGUGUGUGUAUGAUGAACUUUGUUAUUUAAGAUCUGUAUGUUCAAUUGGAUUGUUAACUGUCUAUCGGAGUGGCAGUAAACAACCGUAUCUGAUCAUUUUCGCUAUCAUAAGAACAUUUUUCUAACCACAAAAGAAACAUGUUGCAACUACAGUCUUAAUCUAUCACCAUGAUUAUUAAAAUCAGAAAAGUUACAGUUUGAAUAUGUUAUUCACAAAUUUAAGCGAUUGAACUCAUUGUAUAUAUUAUUUGUUUUACUGGUUCCUGAUAGAAUUCCAAUGUGUACACGGAUUAGUCUGUGAAUAAUCACGAUUACUACAAUCCAGUUGUUAGUGCUUAUCAAAAGACUAUGGAAUAAUAUAUGAAAUGUGAACAAAU
Molecule: messenger RNA, 1379 nt
Organism: Schistosoma intercalatum
Lineage: Eukaryota; Metazoa; Platyhelminthes; Trematoda; Strigeidida; Schistosomatidae
Source: the annotation of a GenBank genome assembly